ACACCAGAAGCCAAACGCCCCUUUCUCAGCAUGCAUUUGUCAAGGUGAGAAAAGCGAUUGUGCGAUUUAGAAAACAUUAUUUCUCUCAUAGCAACCUUCCAGGGUUGGAGUUUACAUGAAGAGGAGAAAGCGGGGCUGAUCUGGGGCUUGAACAGAAUCGUCUCCCUCCAUCUGGCCCUCACUCUCUCCGCCUCUUCAGACUGCUGCUCAUUUCCUCUCCUUUCAUCAGCAUGCUGUGCUGGGGGAACGCCAGGGAUGGGCAGCUGGGCAUCGGCGCAGAGAGGAACCCCGCGUUUGAGCCCAGGAGCUGCCAUGUGUUCAGCGGGCGGGGACUGAAGGAGGUCGCAUGCGGAGGGCAGCACACGCUGUUCCUGCUGCACGACGGCAGCGUUUACACGUGUGGCUCCAACUGCUGUGGACAGCUGGGCCACAACAGAGAUGGGACGUCCCCAGAGCUGGUUGGGGCUCUGGAUACCCAGAAGAUAACGAUGGUGUCGUGUGGCUGGGCGCAUUCGAUGGCCAUCAAUGAGCAGGGCCAGGUGUUCGCAUGGGGAGCCGGAGAAGGCGGGCAGCUUGGCCUGGGGACAGUGGAGGCGGCCGUUCGAAUCCCGAGGUUGGUCAAAAGGCUUUGUGACCACAGCAUCUCCCAAGUGAUGUGUGGGAACCAGCACUGCAUCGCACUUUCUAGAGAUGGGCAGCUGUUCACUUGGGGUCAGAACACCAGCGGCCAGCUGGGCCUGGGUAAAGGAGAGCCGAGCAAACUGACGCCUCAUCCCCUGAAGUCCCUGGCAGGGAUUCCCCUGGCUCAGAUAACUGCUGGAGGAGACCACAGUUUCGCCCUCUCCCUGUCAGGAGCCGUCUUCGGAUGGGGCAAAAACAGGGCAGGGCAACUUGGACUGAAUGACAAACAAGAUCGAGCCGUCCCAUGCCACAUCAAGUUUCUGAGGUCACAGAAGGUCGUUUAUAUCUGCUGUGGAGAUGAGCACACCGCGGCCCUCACAAAGGACGGAGGCCUAUUUACGUUUGGCGACGGCUCAUGGGGUCAGCUGGGUCACGGCUCCACCAACAAUGAGCUUCUACCGAGGCGAGUCCUGGAGCUGAUGGGCACUGAGGUUUCCCAGAUCGCCUGUGGCAGGCACCACACUCUGGCCUUAGUCCCGUCGUCCAGCAUGGUUUAUGCAUUCGGCUGCAACAGCCACGGCCAGCUGGGCACGGGAAUCUUGGGGGAUUCAAGAAGCCCGUUUCCCGUCAAGUCCAGCUUCCUGACUGGAAACCUGCAGAGAAGAGAUUCAAAGCAAUAUACAGUUAUAAAAAUCAUAUGUGGAGGAGACCACAGUUUCUUAUUGUACUCCAACGAACAGAGUUCUGCUGCCACAGAGGACUUCAGAGUGGUUAAUGUCAGUAAAAGCCUCGCCCCGAUCAACUACGAACAGUUAAACUCAUGGAGAUUAAAAAUGAUGUACAACACAGACUCUGCUGUGGCAAAUGACAUUGUGAUCCAGCUCUCCUCGACGGCCUGUUGGAACGCCAGCUUCCUGGACCAAAGUGAUGACACUCACUUCAAGACCAACCCAAAGAUCCCGGGUAUCGAUCUAAACUCGGUCAGAACGCUGUUCGAGGUUCUCAGCAAACCGGCCUUUUCUGGACUCCUGGAACAGGCCUCCAAGAGUUUUGAGAGCCUGCUGAUCCCCCAGCUGCCGCGUUCGCCGCCGGACGUUGAGGCCAUGAGGAUCUACCUCAUCUUGUCCGAGUACCCCGCCCUGCAGGACUCCAAGAACUACAUCCGCCUCACUAUUCCCCUGGCGAUGGCUAUUCUUCGGCUAGACGCCAACCCCAGCAAAGUAUUGGAUAACUGGUGGUGCUUCAUGGACGGCAGCUUCUUCACCAGAAUGGUCGACAUGUACAAACGCAUCGUUGUGUUCAUGCUGACGGGCGGCAAGACGAUCCUGGUACCAGUCUUCUACGAUAACUACUUCCUGGCCACGCUGCAGCUGCUGGAGAAACUCCACAAGGUAAACUUAAGGGCGAAUCACGUGGAGUACAGUCGCUUUUACAUCCCAGACAUCAGCAGCCUGGUGGACAUCCAGGAGGACUACCUCAAAUGGUUUCUGACUAAAGCUGACAUUAAAAUGGGCUCCUCCCCCUCACAGCAGAACGACUUUCCCUCAGUGAACCUCUGUGCCUUCCCGUUCAUCCUGAACGCCCAAGCCAAGACGACAAUGCUGCAAACAGAUGCUGAACUGCAAAUGCAGAUGGCCGUCAGCGGUGCAAACCUGCACAACGUCUUCAUGCUGCUCACGCUGGAGCCCCACCUCGCUAGGAACCCAUAUCUGGUGCUGCAUGUGCGCAGGAACCAUUUAGUCAGUGACACGCUGCGGGAGCUCACCAUGUACUCUGAUGUGGAUCUCAAGAAGCCCCUCAAGGUGAUCUUUGACGGUGAGGAAGCUGUAGACGCGGGCGGCGUAACUAAAGAGUUCUUCCUGCUGCUGCUGAAGGAGCUUCUGGAUCCUGUUUAUGGGAUGUUCACCCAUUAUAAAGACUCCAACCUGCUGUGGUUCUCUGACAAAUGUUUUGUGGAGCAGAACUGGUUUCAUCUGAUCGGGAUCGUCUGCGGUCUGGCCAUCUAUAACUCCACUGUGGUGGAUCUGCACUUUCCUCUGGCGCUCUACAAGAAGCUGCUGGACGUGUCGCCUUCACUGGACGAUUUCAAAGAGCUCUCGCCGACAGAAGCCAGGAGUCUUCAGCAACUUCUAGACUACGAAGGAGGAGACGUAGAAGAGACGUUUCUUCUUAACUUUGCUAUCACCAGGGAAAACUACGGGAUGACAGAAAUCAAGGAGCUGAUUCCUGGAGGAGAGAGCAUCGCUGUGGACAAAAACAACAGGAAGGAGUUUGUGGAGGCCUACCUGCGCUACGUGUUCUCCGACUCGGUGAGCGAACAGUACUCGGCCUUCUCCGCCGGCUUCCUGAAAGUGUGCGGAGGGGAGAUCCUGUCGCUGUUCCAGCCCUCUGAGCUGAUGGCCAUGGUGGUCGGGAACAACAAUUACAACUGGGAGGAGAUGGAAAAGAACGCCGUUUACAAAGGGGAGUACACCGCCACUCACCCGACAGUCCGACUUUUCUGGGAGGUUUUCCAUGAAUUCCCACUGGAGAAGAAGAAGCAGUUCUUAUUGUUCCUGACGGGAAGCGACCGCAUCCCCAUCCACGGGAUGGAGAGCCUCCGCAUCGUCAUCCAGUCCACCAUGGCGGAGGAGCACUACCUGCCCGUGGCUCACACCUGCUACAACCUGCUGGACAUGCCGCGCUACCAGACCAAAGAGACGCUGCGCCGCCGCCUGACUCAGGCCGUGGAGCAGUACGAGGGCUUCAGCCUGGUCUGAGGCGGCGCUGCUCCCCCGGGGGGCGCUCACGCACUUUAACGCGAGUAUCAGCAGGAGGAUGCUGGACGCACUCAGUGUUGAUUAGUAUCUUAAAUCUACAAAGGUCUAUCUGUAUAAAUGAUGUUUUUAUAUCGGGUUUUACGGCUGGAAAAUGUUUGAAACGAUGAGGGUUUGAUCAGUCGACGUUGAUAUUUGGAAAUAAGUCAUUCAAAUAAAGAGAUUGCUUUCUGAAAUUUGCAAAAUAACACAAAACCUUACCAAGUAUUUUUGGUUUGGUUUCUAGUGGAAAUGUCUGAGUUCACUUGAAAAAGACAAAACUAACUUACAAGUAACUUUUCAGCAAGAUGUUGGAGCUUGUUUUAAGUCAGUAAUGCCUUAAUAUUGAUUGAAAAGUUCUAGAUAAAUUUACUUUAAGAAGACAUUUUUUCCAUGUUAUAAGGCAGGGGUGUCCAAGUUGUGGGUCGUGGGCCAUUUCUGGUCCUUGGAGUAAUUUUGUGUGGCCAUAAUUGAAGUUCAAGAAUAGUACAAAUCUGGUUCUCUCUCUUUUUGUAAUAUGGGAAGUUUGUAACUACUUACAGUUUUCUUUUAUUUGUUGCUUUUAUUUAUUUUUACUCAGAAACUUGGGCACACCCUUCCAUUAUAUUUGUGUAAUCACAGUGAAUGUUUUAGAAGAAAAUAAUUUUUUUUUAUUGCUUGAAGGGGGAAAAACCCAAAACAUUUAUAAAUUGACAAAACUGAAAAUAAUUUUCAAGUUAAAUCACUGUAAACAUUAAGGCAAACCUCAUAUUAGUGUCUGUUUUUAUUCAAGUUUUACACAUUUAGUUUAUUGGUGUGCGAACAAAGGAUAAAGAAUUUACAAUAAUUGCUUUUUUAAUUGGGGAGAAAAAAGAUAAUUUUGGCUCCUGAGGAUUUUCAAUUAAGAGAUUUUAACCGUCAAGCCAGAAAUUUUUCAUCAAUUUUAAGGAAUAUUGACUUAAAAUAAGCUCCUGUAUCGUUCUAAAAUGUUAUCUGUAAGUUAGUUUUGUCUUAUUUCAUGUGUGUUAAGAUAUUUGCGCUAGAAAGUAGACAAAAAAUAACAUUUUGUGUAUUUGCAGAGUGAGAUCCGAAGAAUCAGAAGAAAUGUGAUUUUUUUGUUUCCUUUUUCAAAGCUGUGUAUUUUCUAUUCCUUAAAUUCUAUUUUUCACCUCUAAAGACUCACCUUGAGACACUAUAUUUGUUUUUGUUGUUUUAAUUUAUGAAAUAGAGUGUUUUUAUAUUUUGAUGAACAUGUGUGUCAACAGGACUUUGAAUCAAAUCUAAAAAAAAAGCCCUGAUCUUUGGGAGGGCGACAGUCACGCUGAUCCUUUAAAGUCCGAACAGCAGAAUUUUCUUCUGGGAAAAGAAAGGAGUCUCUGGCCGCUCAUCGCUCAUCUGACGCAUUUUAACCCGCAUUUAACGGCGCUGCCUUCUCCUUUCCGUAAGGACAUGAAGCUGACUUUUAGUCCCUGGUUGUCGUCUGUGUGCAUGUUGUUGGGUGAAACGGAUUCCAGCGACGACUCGCUCUCAUGCGUUGCAGUGAUGAAUGAACUCGAUAUUUUCACUCCAGUUUCCAGUCAUUCUGAGGAUUUAAAAAAAAAAUCUACUUCAUGUUUUAACUGGAGCGCAAGAAUCAAGGCAACUUUGAAGUAUUUCCCAAAAAUGUCAGAGUGAAAAAAUAAUCAAAUCUUAGCAUUAGUACAUGUAAUGAUUAGCUGCUGCAUUGUACGUUAGCAGCAGCUAAUUUGUAAUAAUUGAAUAAAUACAUAUUUUAAUGA
This is a messenger RNA of Poecilia latipinna (sailfin molly), 5173 nucleotides long. RefSeq names its product HECT and RLD domain containing E3 ubiquitin protein ligase 3 (gene herc3). The record is from RefSeq and is a predicted model, not a curated record. Bases 231 to 3380 code for a protein of 1049 amino acids. NCBI's taxonomy places the organism in Eukaryota, Metazoa, Chordata, Actinopteri, Cyprinodontiformes, Poeciliidae. The transcript has 25 exons. Gene Ontology annotation, cellular component: cytoplasm. Gene Ontology annotation, molecular function: ubiquitin-protein transferase activity.